AUGGGUUCUUUCUUGAAUGGCAAAAGCGUCAAAGAAUGGCAAAAAGCAUUUGAUCGACUGAAAGAAAUCCCUCUAGGAAACAUUCAUGAAAUAAUGAGGAUUGUUAUCGAUGGCUUGGAGGCCAACGAGAGGACUAUUUUUCUUGACAUCGCAUGUUUUCUUAAUGGAUAUGACCAUGAAGAGAUCAUCGAGUCCCUAGACCAAUGUGGUAUCUAUGCCAAUAGUGGGAUUGAGAUUCUGGCUCAAAGGUCGCUCAUAUACAUUGAUGAAAACAAUAAAAUAUGGAUGCAUGAUUUGCUUCAAGAAAUAGGUAGACGAAUCGUGAUUCAAGAGUGCCCGGCAAACCCUAGCAAGCGAAGCCGAAUAUGGCAUCAUGAGGAUGCUCUACAAGUGGUUAGGCAACAUUCGGGAACGGAUGCCAUUGAAGGUAUUAAACUAGACAAGGUUGAUGUAGAAGACUUGAUCGUGAAUGCAGUCUCGUUCAAAAAUAUGAAGAAGCUUAGGCUAUUUAUAAUGUCUGAUCAAGUCCCUCAUUGUGGACUAGCUGGACAUCUAUCGGAAAAGCUGCGGAGGCGUUUCGCACGGAACAACAAUAAUAUGUUCGCACGUUGGGAGGCAGUGCUGAAGCAAAUUUCCAAGGGGGAGCUACAUCGAGAAAGGGAAAAUUGGUGGGAGGGUGGUGUUUUGGCAGGGGCUGGGACUGGGUCUGACUCACGGCAGGGCCCGGCAGUGGUGUCGUCGAUAGAAACUACAGCGGAUCAGGCCGUGAUAGGGCCAAUGGCAGGAGUUGCGCAUGAGGAUAGUCACUUUUUGACAGAAGGUGAUCAGCAAUUUGUACCGGUACAUGGUGCACACGAACAGCCUCAAGAACAGCUCUCUCUUAAAAUUGUCCCCUCUUCAGUACUCGACCAUUCUCCUGAGGAUACUCCUGAGGUAAGAUCUCCUACCACACCUGACUCUUGUGAUGAUUCUGAUGUGGUUGUUGGAUAUAAAUUACCUGAUGGGCACAAUCGUGGCAAGCCCCCUAGUCGGUACUCACCAGACGUGGAGGAAUGA
This is a messenger RNA of Syzygium oleosum, 1056 nucleotides long. Its product is annotated as TMV resistance protein N-like. The coding region runs from base 1 to 1056 and encodes 351 amino acids. The record is from RefSeq and is a predicted model, not a curated record. Gene Ontology annotation, biological process: defense response. NCBI's taxonomy places the organism in Eukaryota, Viridiplantae, Streptophyta, Magnoliopsida, Myrtales, Myrtaceae. The transcript is spliced from 3 exons.